Molecule: messenger RNA, 420 nt
Organism: Fusarium coffeatum
Lineage: Eukaryota; Fungi; Ascomycota; Sordariomycetes; Hypocreales; Nectriaceae
Exons: 2
Coding region: 1-420 (139 amino acids)
Source: RefSeq, a predicted model, not a curated record
AUGAGCGACCAUCAAUCGCAACCCCAGAUUCAGGACGAGUCUACGGAACAGAGUUUCGUAGACUCGGACUAUUCAUUCAAUGUCCCAGGAGCUGACUUCGGCGGCUUUUCUUUGUCUCCGGUGACAUCCCAAGAGGAUGUGGAUCAUUGGCCUCAUGUAAGCUCUUGGUCUGAAGACGCCGCUCCUCUUGGCUCCAUGAACCAAGACGGUGUGUUUGGGCCUGUGUCUCAAUCUCUCGAUGAGGUCGACUUCUAUGUGCCGAUGAUCGGGAUGGAUUCGCAUCUCAACGAUUUUAAUUCGACCCAAUUUGCUUUCUCGAGUUCUCCUGUAUCCUCUCUCGAUCUUCUUGCUGUUCCGUACGAGAUGCCUCAAGGACAGACAUCGCUCGCUGGUCUAUCAGAUACCGCAGCCGCUCUAUAG